AUGGCACAAUCUGCCCCCAUGGAUCUGGACAAGCCAGAGGAUGUCUUUCUCCAGGACAUUUCCGGACCUACGAUCGCCGAGCACGCUCUGAAAUGCACCGAACUCUUCCAGAGGAAUAUGGCUUUGCCCAACAUUAUCCCCGAUCCAACAAUAAUAGAUGACCAGUUAGCGAGGUUUACGCUAUGGACUUCCAACAUGGACGUAUUUGGACCGCCGAACAUCUCUCUUGAUUUCAGGCUCAGAUACAGUCCGAAUAUUGUAGAUAUUCUUCACCAGCUUCUAGACGUGAUCUACAAUUCUCUUAUGGAGUUAAAACCGAUCGAUGAGCCGCCACCGACUCCGAGCAGGAAGAAGCGGCGGAUAUCUAUUUCAGAUCAAGUGCGCAUGGUCGGGAGUGAUGACAACGCCAGCGACACAGACAGUGACGAAGAUCAAGCCGACAAAAACACUACCCUCCUCACUUACACUAUCAGUGGUACCGUGACGCGACUAUUUCGAUUGUCCAAUGCGAUUCGAAAGUCUGCAAAGACCUCGAGAGCACAAAAGCUCAAAGACUAUCAGCUGGAUGAUGAAACACAGCGUGCUAUUGAUGAGCUGCGCUUGUACACCGACUGUUAUAUUCGCUUCCGAUUCCCUGAGGCCCCAGAGUCGCUUCGCUGUGCCCUAAUCGAAGCAAAUGUCCUGCGGCUUCGGCGACUAUCGUAUCAGCGGCUGCACCGGAGACGUAUUGCAUUGAGCAUUGAACAUCCGCAAGCAGGUCAAAUAAAACUGCCGCUGCCCAAGCUUCCAGAGAAGCCAAGAACUGUGCGAUUCGCCCCAGAGACACCUCCAAAAAUCAAAGUCACCAACGAGGAACCUAGCCGGCAGGACUACCCACCCGCCCCGUUAACUUAUGCUACUACCGCUCGGCAGACUGAGAUCGGGGCGCUGUAUGCAAAGUCCACAACGGAGGUCCCCCGCGCAAAGUCCGUGUUGGUGAAUAACGAGCUGUCUUUCCCACCCAUUCCGCAAAAGAAUGAAUGCCCUUAUUGUGGCGUGAUCAUUGAGUUCAAGGGCCCUAACAAGUCCAAUAUCUGGAGAACCCAUGUUAUUAGGGAUUUGGAGCCAUUCAUUUGUCUCUUCACUGCAUGUACGGAUUCAUAUCGGCAGGGUCAUGAUCUGUUGACUUUCGAAUCGUCCAAAGCGUGGAUGAGUCAUAUGCAGAACUCGCACGGAAUCGCGUGGGAAUGCAGAGCUCCUUCUCACAAGCCUAUGAUCUUCAGAGACGAGAUCCAAUUCCAGAAGCACUCUUAUGAUGAACACGGUGUUCCCGAAGCGCACGUCCGGACAUUGAGUGAAGCAGCACGGAGACCCUUCCAGGACAAAAUACACGAGUGUCCCUUUGGUGAUGAUUUUGUCCCAUCUGAAGAGGCUGACCGUUAUGGGAUCUUCUCUUACGACAAUCUGCAUUCUCACGUGGCCGCACAUAUGAAGGAGCUUGCCCUGCUUGCGUUACAGAAGCUCCCUAAUGACGGCGAGACAGAAGCCAGCGACUUCGACAGUGACGUAUUAAUUGAAGACGACGGCAAUGCAAAGUUGCGUGGGUCUAUGUGUAGCAUCAUGGACGAUGAUGAAUUGAACUUCUCAGAUACUGCGGGAGACGAUCAGGCUGGCGAUCUCAAGGAAAGCAUUACUUAUUCGAUUAAAAUCCUUGAUAUUGAAGACAUCCACCGGCAGACGGACCUCGAUGCACUUCGCCAAGCGAUUCAAAGCGACAAUUCGGAACGAGUUCGGGCUUUGAUGCACCUCGUCACUAGAAGUGAUCGAUCUCGUGGCAAGAAGCCUCUUCAUUAUGCAGCUCUUUACCACAAAAAAGAUAUAAUGGGGCUUUUGCUAGAAUAUUUUGAUCGUGAGGCGGUUUGUGCCAAAGACGAAAACGGCCUGACACCACUGCACUAUGCGGCAAAAGUAGGCUUUGUGGAGGGUGUUGGCUUGCUGGUUCAAGCUGGCGCCCCAAUCGAUAUACGCGACGAUUAUGAAUUCACGCCACUACUAUGGGCUACCGUUAGCGGACACUUAGACGCAAUCUACAAACUGGAAUCACUUGGGGUUGAUCCGGCGGAUAAGUAUGACAAUUCCCGUGGCAUGUCUGCUGUGGAAUGGGCAAUCAGUCUUGGCCAGCACAACCUGGUUAUGCAUUUCAUCAAGUCAAGACCAUCACUACCGAAAGUUUACGGAGCUCUCCUGAUGAACCAGGCGGCUGCCCAGGGAAUGGCGGAUGUAGUCAGACUACUCAUUUCAGAAGAUGUCUCUCCGAACGUGCGAGAUCACGACGGGUGGUCCGCCUUACACUGGGCUGUUGAGGGGCCCGCAUCACAUACCACGGACCGAAUCAUCGAUGGCGAGGGGGACACAGUAGAUGAUAUCAUACACUUAAUCCUACGUUCUGCGGGUAAAGUGAACGCGCUCAGCUCAUAUGGAACUUCACCAUUGCACUGUGCUGCAGGCAGUGGUAUGAGUCGAAUUUGUCCGCUUCUCACAUCCGGGGCAAGCCUGGAUACUAUAACGUGUCAUGGCUGGACAAUAAUGCACCACGUUGCCUAUCUAGGGGAUCAUGAUACAGUGUUGGCGAUCAACGAACUUUACAAUGAAGGAAUGAAGCAAUUCUUUCUUUCGCAGGACAAUCACGGCUGGUCUACGCUGCAUCUUGCCGUUCUAGGGAGGCAUCUGGAUACGGUCAGGCAACUCCUCUACCACCCUCUUAGUGAUCAGCUCCUCGUCGAACGAGACGAGCUCGGACGCACAGCAGAAGACUGGCUCGACAUUGAGCUCGAGAGUCGUGCUUAUGCGAAACUCAGCAAUCUGGCGUACUCCAAGUCUCGGUGUUGCAGGCCAGUCACCGGACUACGAAAAGCGGCACGGGAGAAUAUUAUAGACCUGGUCGAACUCCUCUUGGACCAGGGUCACGAUAUUAAUGGCACAGAUCUUGGAAAGAGAACUGCACUGUAUUAUUCUGCGAGUAAAGGCCAUCUACGAAUCGUAGAAUUGCUGUUAAGAAAGGGUGCGGAUCCGAACAUCCUGCCAGUAGGGCGACAGAUGUGGGAACUAUUUGUCCAUGACCCUGAAAUAUUGAAACAACUUCGGCAGUACGGGUACAGAAAGCCAGUUCAAGACACCAAGAAAGACGACCAGAUCAGAUGGCUGUUACACAAUCCCGCUUCUGCGAAGUUACCUUUGCAGUUUGAUGAUUUGCCGCGGCCGAUAAGGCCUAAUUUACCGGCUCAGAACACGUCUACCUCGUCUGACACUCAUAACCAAGCUACGGCAGAGUCAGGAAACGAGCGACUUCGAUCUCGGAUGUCAAGCCUCUGGAAGCGACUCAGAGGCUAA
Molecule: messenger RNA, 3369 nt
Organism: Fusarium proliferatum ET1
Lineage: Eukaryota; Fungi; Ascomycota; Sordariomycetes; Hypocreales; Nectriaceae
Exons: 3
Coding region: 1-3369 (1122 amino acids)
Molecular function (GO): protein binding
Source: RefSeq, a predicted model, not a curated record